AUGAAAAAACAGGUAUCUUACAACUAUCAUAUCAAACUUGACAAAUCUGGCAGCCCAGUGAAUUCAAAGUGUGAAUGUCUAGCAGGAAAGGGUUCCAAUGCCACCUGCAAGCAUGUUGCUGCAGUGCUGUUAAUGGCUGAUAUUUUCUCUAAUACUGGAGAAAUUUCAAUACAGAAAUCAUGUACAGAAGGUUUACAGACUUUUCAACAACCAAAGACAUAUUACAAUGGUGCUCCAGUGAAAAUUGAAAAACUUGCUAAAAGGAAACCAACAGAAAUAUUAGAGGACCCAAGACCACAGAAGUACAGAAAUAUGGAAGGGUUUACAGACCAUGUCAGAAACACCAUGAUUAAUUUUUGCUCUCAAUCAUCUCAAGACCUUACACUGAGAUAUAUUUUUCCUGCAGCUGAUAUACAGUUAGAUUUAUGCACAUGGCUUCUUUAA
This is a messenger RNA of Mytilus californianus (California mussel), 444 nucleotides long. RefSeq lists its product as uncharacterized. Gene Ontology annotation, molecular function: zinc ion binding. The coding region runs from base 1 to 444 and encodes 147 amino acids. The record is from RefSeq and is a predicted model, not a curated record. The transcript has 4 exons. Lineage: Eukaryota; Metazoa; Mollusca; Bivalvia; Mytilida; Mytilidae.